This is a messenger RNA of Neoarius graeffei (lesser salmon catfish), 5978 nucleotides long. RefSeq names its product zinc finger protein GLI4. Lineage: Eukaryota; Metazoa; Chordata; Actinopteri; Siluriformes; Ariidae. The record is from RefSeq and is a predicted model, not a curated record. The transcript has 3 exons. The coding region runs from base 770 to 2443 and encodes 557 amino acids. Gene Ontology annotation, cellular component: nucleus.
ACAGAGGAAGAACUCUGCCGUGUUUGUGUCGAACCGCGGAGUAAAACCUGCGCGCUCCUGUUCCUAAAAACCUACAGAAGACCUUCGUGCUUUAAAAAAUACAAAUAAAAAAUACACCGCGACAUCUUGUUAAAACGCGUUUCUCUGCUUUCUUUUCCUUUAAUAGCUGAUUUACAUCAACUCGCUCGUAGCUAACGUGCUAACUCGGUACUUGCUAGCUGCUUCCGUCGCAUAGUGACUCACGGCACGGUUUGAUGACGUAACGUUCGAGCUAAUGGAAAUGUUUAUGGAAAAGCUGGUACUGAUUGCUAACUUGUUUCGGAGUUGGUAGUUUGUCAGGGAGCUUUACUGGAAUGUCCUGAGAUACAAAACACCAAAGCAAAGCGGCAAUUUGGUCGCGGUUUGAGCGGUGAGGUCGACGUCAUCAGCCCGCGACGAGAUUUUCGCAGUCAAAUCCGAAGUCAGAAGUGGCCUUCUGCGGUUUUAUUGUGGGGGACAAAAAGGGGGUCGAGAGAGAGAGAGAGAGCUUCUGGUGAACUGGUGUAUAAUAAACAGGUUUUGUUUACUGUUUAUGACAGGACUGUGUGUUAGAGUAACUGACGCCUGUGCCACUCAGUGAGUGAUUCAUCGCGCGCCUGAAUAACUGAAUGGGUUGAUAUCGAUGUGUGUUGCAUCGCGGUAACAUUUUAAAAUAUUAUUAAUAAUAAUAACAACAACAAUAACAGCGAAACCGAUCUCGAGUAAACAAUCGGAUUGACCGGAUAUCGCGAUGAACUCGAAGCGAAACAAUGCGGGAGAAAAUGGAGGAGGAGGACGCAUGAACCCGGGGAGCGAAACGCACCGGAAACCGAGCAUCGCGAGCGCUCCCGGUAAAGCUGGAGCGCGAGCGGACAGGGGCGAUCACGCGCACGACAGCAGGAGCACCGUGACCGUGUCCUCACUCCGGUCCCGUCUCGGUCCCACCAUCAGGUCUGCUCUGUCCUCCGCUGUGGAGACGCUGCUGGGGGAGAUUGCAGCGGUGAUGUCAGAAACCGAGGACGAGUUGCUGUCCAAGGAGCGCGAGAAUGAGAGGCUGAAGGCACGACUGGACACUUCAGAGCGCGAGCUGAAGACGCUGCAGGAGUGCUUGUGCAGCGCUCAGAAACUGAUCGAUCAGCUGCAGGGUCCAUUCAGCACCCACCCUCUUCCUCCACCCAUUCCCGGGCAGCAUGGCUACACCAACCAGGCGCCGCCCACAAAUGCGGCUCGCCUGAGUCACCGCGGGGCAGGAGACGAUGCCGACCCACGCUGCUUCGCCAACAGUGAGGCGGAGCUGAGUGGAGCGCUCGGAGAUGCCAUCCACGGCUUUGAGGCCAGAGACGAGUUUAAAAGCUGCCACCUGUCCAUCCAGGCAGACGGCACCGUCACCAACAGCUACUAUGACCCCAUGGCCGUGCACACCGCCGGCAUGUGCCAUGACGUCAACAGGGCAGGUGAGAUGAGUGACCGGCGACUGUCUCAUCCUCCCUCACACUCUCCUUACGGGGUGAAAGAAGAGCAGGCUCCCACAUCAGGGCCGGUGCGUGUCCGAGGCGACGCUGAACAUGGUGGCCAGAGUGAGUGUGACCAGGGUUUUGUCCAUGUGGUGGAAGAGCAGAGUGUUCCACGUUCCCGGAGACACACCACUAAACACGCGUCCUCUUCCGGCUCGCAUAACGGCCCUUCUUCGUCCUCCGCUGGAACACCUCCGCAGGGGCCGUCGGGUCUCCGCACCUCCUCUCGAGCCAUGUCCGCAGCAGCCUCUAGGCAGAGCCCUGGCACAAGUGACUCCUCCCCUGAUGCCCGCCGGCGUCGACGCCCACCUUCUGAGCUGAUGGGUGAGGUAGCCGGUGAGCGACCACACCUCUGCCUGGAGUGUGGCAAGACAUUCCGGCUGCUCUCGAGCCUGAAGAAGCACCUGCGCAUCCACACGGGAGAGAAACCGUACCCGUGCAGCGUGUGCGGGCGACGAUUCCGUGAAUCCGGCGCGCUCAAGACGCAUCUGCGCAUCCACACAGGUGAGAAGCCAUAUGCGUGCAGCGAGUGUGGUGCGCGUUUCCGCCACCUGGAUGGCCUGCGCAAGCACGGACGCACGCACACAGGCGAGAAGCCGUACGCCUGCGCGGUGUGCGGGAAGCGCCUCAGCCGCCUGCAACACCUCAAGCACCAUCAGCGCAUCCACACAGGCGAGCGACCAUGCCGAUGCCCUCUGUGCCAGCGCUCGUUCCAGGACGCCGCUAGUCUCAGGAAGCACCUGAUUAGCGUGCACCAGGGAGAACCAGGCGCUGAGGAAGCCCACGAGAGGCUGGCGACCACCGAGAUUGGAGAGCACGAACUUCAGGGCUCUGUAGAGGACGAGGAGAUGAGGUUCGAGAUGUGGGAGGAGGAGCGCGAAGAAGGCGACGCUGCUGUAGACUGCGUGUAGGAUUGCUGAGAAAAUUACCCAAGAUACUGAUGGUGGCGAAAGUUUUCAAAAUGUAAAAUUCAAAUUUUGGGUUUGUUGAUUCUUGCGUCAUUGACACAUUGAGCUGUGAAAAAUUAACAUCUGCCAAGUUGGAGAAAUCCAUUCUAGCCCUAAUUAAAAAUUCCCAGUUUUCCAGAGCGUCUGUGCAGAGCUACGUUUGUAUCGAAUCCUGAUGAGGAACCAAAAUCCCAAGAGCCGCUGAUGACCGAAAGCUUGAACGUGGACAAAAGGACUAAUGCUCUUGGGGAUUGGCUUGUUGUGACAUGGAUGUCACGUCGUCAGAAUGUAUUUCUGGGGUCAGUAUUCCCACAAACGAUCUUCUUGCUUCUCUGGAUGCUCUGGGUCACGUUCCUGAUUCUCCGUUGUCGUUAGUAAUAAUGUAGUAUAGGUACUGUGGGGAGUAGAACCAUGACCAUCGUGGAUAUCGUUAGGAGUUCUCUCUCUUUCUCUUAUGCGCACGUGCACACGCGUUUCACCCACAAGCAUAAAUCAGCUGGGGAAAAAUUAAAGUGUGCUUUUAAAAAAAAAAAAGGAAAAAAAAAAAGGGAGAAAUCACUUUGGCAAUAAAUAUUUAACUUCCCACAAUAUUAUAUUUAAAGGUUCGGUUUGCAAUUUAAAAUUUGUAAUAUUUUUCGAUACCUUUCAGAAACUGAUUUUGCUCAUGGCAACUUUCUUUGUUUCAGUUCCUUUACAUGUACAUUUUUCUGUCCCUGAAAUGACCUGUUUAGCUUGGCUUUUAUUUCUUUUUUUUGUCCACAAAACAAAGCGUUCAUAAUUUUGACAAAGGAGAUGAAGCCAGUGAUCCAGAAACGGAUAAAGCAUGUCAGGGGAGGGCUAUAUUUGUAACCAUAAAAAUGACACACUGCUGCUUUAAAAGGGAAAAAUGAUAACAUUACUAAAUAUUCACUGGUUGGAGAAACAGCUGAUGAUUAAUCAAUAGUAGCCAAUAGUCAUUUAUAACACGUUAAUUUGGGAUCAGUUUACCGCAAAAAAGUUACAUUGACACAAUUAUUUUUAAACUAAUUUACAUUGUGUGGUCAAGCGAAGACAUGUUGAAGAUCGUGAUUGGCUCCAGCGCGAAAGUAAAAGAGCCAAAGUCAGGCUUCGGACACGCCUCUUGGCUGACUGGCUGCUUUUCUGGCCGUCGAAGCUGUUUAUUCUGAAAUGGAGCUACAGUAAAUAAAAUCCUUCGAGAGAAGGAAUGGAAAAGAGAUGCGUGGUGCUGCCCUCUUGUGGUCAGGCUGAUGAACUGCAGGUUGGAGAUUUAUAAAGAAGAAGCGACCUUGUUUGUUUGUAAAUUUUUAUUUCAACAUUUUUAAACCUUUACCUCCUUGCUUACUGAUCUUUCUGUUUCUGUACAGUUUAUAAAAUGAACAGGAAAAUCAAACCUUUUAGAAAUGCCCUCUUCUGGUCAAAAUGAGGAACUGCAUGAUCAAGUUUUUUCACACAGGCAUUAGUUUUAUUUUUUGUUUGGGAUUUUUUUUGUAUGUUUCCUGUUUACCCAGUUACCUUUACGCUUGUUGAUUUUUAUUUCUACUGUGCAUUGAAUAAGUAAAUACAGUAUAAAAAAGAACAGGGACAUCAUAAUGUUUAGAAAUGCCCUGCCCCCUUCUGGUCAAAUCCAGGAACUACAUUUUGAAUGUUUAUAAAACAAGCGACUUUCUUUUUUCCUUUGUUUACCUUCAUUCUUAUUAACAUUUCUAUUGUGUAUUGCUGAAAUAUAGUAUAAACAGAAGAGGGAUGUCGAAACUUUUAGAAACGCUCCGCCCCCUUAUGGUCAAACUGAGGAACUGCAGGACGGAUGUUUACUUUUUGUUGUUGUUGUUUCGUUUAUUUUAUUUUAUUUUUUUUUUUUUAAGCCGGACUGCUUUGUGUUUUAGCCCCUCACCUGCAGUCCUUUAGACAUUUGUGAAUAUAGCGUAUAAAACCAUUUUCAGAAUAGCAUUUUUUUUUUUUGUUCUCCAUUCCCACUUUUGUUGCAUGUUUGACUUUUUAUGGAUAUUAUAACAUAUCACAUGAGUUUGUAAACCUUUUUGGACUUUGUUUGUAUUUACAGCCUUUUCUUUUUUUGUCUAGUGUAUAAAUAGCUCUGUAGUAGAUACUCUAAAACUAAUACCACCGUAAGGUGUGUUUUAUUAACACUUCCACAUGUAAAUAACCUUUUAGAUAUAAUCUCAUUUUAGUGUUUGAGUAAAUGUGAGUCAAUAAAAGUUUGGUAAAUGUUCCGUAAACUGAGCAAAUUAGUUUUACUGUUACUGUUUGAGAUGCAUCACUUUUUUUCUUCCAGUAAAACCAAGCAUGCGUUUUGUAAACCUGAAGCAAUGUUUCCCCUCAUAAAAAUGCCUGUUAAAUGUCUUUAGCCUUCCUUUUUUUUCACAUACAUGUUCAUGUGCUCCACUGUGAUGUAAAUAUGUGUGCGUGCACGCACACAGUAUGACAAUUUACUGUGUGUUAAGUCUUUUUUUUUUUUUUUCCUCCUCAACUCUGACCACAGCCAUCCUACACAAUGAGGAAAGACUCGACACACCCAUCACACACUCUGAGUGAGAGUGACACACAUGCGCUCGCACACGUUUGUAUGUGAGUGAUUCUGACAGCGAGACAGUUUCUGACUCACUGGAUUUCAGAAACCUCAACCCCACGCGUCUGAUUUUCAACAAACCAGAUUGAGAGUAAAGGCGCCCCCUGUGGGCAAAAAUGUACCACAAACCACACGGAGAGUCUCGGGUAGGCGUCCCUGACGUAAGAGAGAAAUUCUUGUCCCUUUUUUAAAAAAAAAUUUAUUUUAAAUCUAAGACCAUAGGUUGUUAUGACGACAUUCCUGUCCUUGAGCCCAUACACUGAUGUCUCAUCUCAUUAUCUCUAGCCGCUUUAUCCUGUUCUACAGGGUCGCAGGCAAGCUGGAGCCUAUCCCAGCUGACUACGGGUGAAAGGCGGGGUUCACCCUGGACAAGUCGCCAGGUCAUCACAGGGCUGACACAUAGACACAGACAACCAUUCACACUCACAUUCACACCUCCGGUCAAAUUAGAGUCACCAGUUAACCUAACCUGCAUGUCUUUGGACUGUGGGGGAAACCGGAGCACCCGGAGGAAACCCACGCGGACACGGGGAGAACAUGCAAACUCCACACAGAAAGGCCCUCGCCGGCCACGGGGCUCGAACCCGGACCUUCUUGCUGUGAGGCGACAGCGCUAACCACUACACCACCGUGCUGCCCAUACACUGAUGUAAAAUAGAAAAUAUUUAAGAAUAUCUUGAUUUGUAUCAGUGGGGAUAAUUAACAGUUAUUCUACAAAAUAGCGUUGUACAUGAGCUGAUAGCAGACGAGGCGCGUAGUACCGACUUGUCUAUAAUCCAUGUAUUGGAUUGAGUGGAAUAACUGUUUUAUUCUAUCCACAUUCACUGGGUUUUGAGAAACAGCAUUUUUAUUUGUUUUUUGCAAACUCGAUAAAUUAAAAAGUUUAUACAAAACGUCAGAUGAAAUAAUUUUCGC